Telopea speciosissima is the source of this 907-nucleotide messenger RNA. RefSeq lists its product as uncharacterized. Bases 137 to 871 code for a protein of 244 amino acids. The record is from RefSeq and is a predicted model, not a curated record. Lineage: Eukaryota; Viridiplantae; Streptophyta; Magnoliopsida; Proteales; Proteaceae. The transcript has 2 exons.
CCCCCUCUCCCCACUUCUCCCAAUGCACAAUUUAUGGUCCUUCACCCUCCUCCUGUCAUCUAAUCCAGAAAAAAUGAAUGACUAGCAUCAACCCUCCACCACACUUGCUGUUAUCUUCUUUGACUUCACUCAAGAAAUGAACCAGAGGAAACAAGAUAGAAGAGCUGAUAUGGGUAGCAUUCUAAGCAAGAAGAAGAGCAGCAGCUGCCCUUGUGAGGAGAUCGAGUACAUGCGUUUAAGGGAGAAGAUAAAGCUCUUGCAAGAUGAGAUUCAUGAGAUAAAGCAUAUAAGAGACAUGGAAUGUCAAACCCACAAGCAACAGGUGAGAAUUUCUGCAAGGAAGGAAGCAGAGUGGAAGGGUGAGAGGAAGAAGUUGAGAGAUGAGGUGAGGAUGUUAAGAAAGGAAUUGGUAGCUAAAGAUCAGGAGAUAGCUGUUAAUCAAGGGAUGAUGGAGGAGGAGAAUGGUAAAUUUGCAGGGAUUAAUAUUAUUGACAAAGAGUACUGGCAAUGGCAACUGAUGCUGCAGGGGAGUAACGUCUUGGUUGAGCACAUGAAGGAAGAACAGGCCCGUCGAGAUGAAGCUGUGGAGAAAUGGAAGAGACUCUAUCUUUCUAUCAAAACUGAACUAGACACUCUCAUUCACAGAGCUAAUCAAGGAGAUGGACUGUACUUGGGAGAGGAAGAGAACACCAUAGGAACACUGAAGAGGGAACUGAAAGGCAAGGAAGAAACAAUCAAAGAAUUGAAAGCCAGAGUAGCCGCCAUGGAGAAGGAAGGAGUGAAAAAGGAAAGGGAGAUAGACAUACUGAGGCAGAGCCUAAGAAUUCUGAGCAGCAGCAGCAGCAAGAGAAAGGGUGACCCAUGCAACUAAGGGUCUCUUAUUCGAAGCUUGUGCAUGUAAUCUAUA